This is a messenger RNA of Notechis scutatus (mainland tiger snake), 850 nucleotides long. RefSeq names its product coiled-coil domain containing 28B (gene CCDC28B). NCBI's taxonomy places the organism in Eukaryota, Metazoa, Chordata, Lepidosauria, Squamata, Elapidae. Gene Ontology annotation, cellular component: centrosome. The record is from RefSeq and is a predicted model, not a curated record.
CUCUUCAGAAAACGUUCCUAGUCCUCAUUGUCCUUCUGAUCCAAUGACCUGUGAGGCUUUCCUCAAGUAUGGAAUUCAGUGCAGGCUGAAUUCCAAAGUCAUCGCUCGAGGGUUACUUUCGCUUGGCCUCCUCCAUCUUGCUUGCUCUUCUCUUCCAGGUUGGGUGACUGAGAGGGAGACUUCCACAAUGGAGGAGAGGAAGAAGAAGAGCCCGAAGGCUCACCUCACCCAGCCGGUGCCUGCGAGUGCGCUGCGCAAGCUGCCUGGUCCGGCCAGCAAGAGUGCCUCUUUCUCGCUGGGGACGCCACACCUCUCAUCUCCAAGGCCAAGAGCCAAGUUUAAGAGAGCAAGCAAGGAGACAUCACGAGUUCCCCAGCUUGGGGGCAAUGCGGGGUCUGUGGUGGGCACCCCCCUGCAGCAUUCGUUCCUGACCGACGUCUCUGAUGUGUAUGAGAUGGAAGGGGGCCUCCUUAACCUGCUGAAUGAUUUCCAUUCAGGGAAGCUGCAAGCUUUUGGCAGGGAAUGUUCUUUUGAGCAGCUGGAACAUGUCCGGGAGAUGCAGGAGAAACUCGCCCGCCUGCACUUCAGCCUGGAUGUUUAUGUGGAGGAACUUGUGGAAGACCAGAAGAAAACCGUAGCUGACAGGAAUCUGGACCAGCUGCUGACCAAUCUGGAAGAACUCAGCAAUUCCAUACAAAAGCUUCACCUGGCUGAAAACCCUGAUGUGGAAGAAGCACCCAACGCCUAGAAGAGGCACCGGGAAGGGCCAGGCUGGCCCCCUUCUGACGAGGCCUCGAGAUGGACGUCCCACAAAGAUGUCUGCUUCUGAAUUAUUAUGUAAAAACGUUAG